Molecule: messenger RNA, 2298 nt
Organism: Solea solea (common sole)
Lineage: Eukaryota; Metazoa; Chordata; Actinopteri; Pleuronectiformes; Soleidae
Exons: 4
Coding region: 1058-2014 (318 amino acids)
Source: RefSeq, a predicted model, not a curated record
UUUAGCGGGGAACUGGGGCAGGAGAAGAAGGCAGUAAAACUUCAGCUGUCCCAGCUUUAAACUUUAAAAAAACAAAACAAUAAAAUAAUAUUGAUAUUAAGUAUUCAGGUGGUAUUCACAUUUAGAAAAGUUCAGGUAGAGGAACAUUAACAUUUCCUCUGUAUAAUAUCUUGUGUCUUACGAUUCAACGCAAUGGAUUAAAUGUGUAUGUAUUGUAUUGGGGUGAUUAUAAAUGAGUACUGCAACAAAAAUGUAUUUAAAUGCACUAUUAGUCAGAGGUGGAAAGUAAUUAAUUACAUUUACUGUAAUUGAGUAGGUUUGUACUUGUACUUUUUAAAGUCAUUCUUAAAAUUUGUAAUUUUACUUUUAAUGAAGUAUGUUUUUUUUCGAAGAACUGUACUUCACUACGUUUUAAAUCACACCCGUUACUGAGUAAAAAAAAGUAAAAUAAUAAUAGUAUAGUAAAAUAUGUUUACAUAUUUAUUUUGUCAGUACUUUAAUUUGUAAAGGUUUGUCUUCAUGUGAGAUGUGUGUCCCCUUGUCUAAGUAUAUUUUAUUGAUUAUCUUUGAAUUGAGUACAUUUUUAUACCAGUACUUGUAUUUGCACUUAAGCACAAUUUUAUCAAAAUAGUGGUACUUUUACUUGACUAGAAUAUUUCAGUACUUUCCACCAGUAUAAAAAGCUGAAAUAAAGGCCUGUUAUUCGACUAAUUAUUGAGACUUUUAUUUUGAAAGAAGAACCCAAACACCGGACGUGUUAUUUUGUUAAAAGGUAAGAGAGUCAAACUCGUGUCUUGUCAGCUGUCUGUCUGUCGUGCUCAUCCUUUCACCUGUGUAUUAUCACAUUCAAGCUAUCGGUUUCCUGUUGGUGGUUAAUUCACUUGCGAGUUUCUCUGCCUGCGAAACAACGACGACGUUAUUUAAAUAUUUCCGCUUUCUUCGGCAGUUACACAGCGACGUUUAAAUGCCAUGUCAGGUAGGAGAAAACAACACUCACUCCCAAGUAAGUACAAGUAUUUGUCGCAAAAAAAAAAUUAGAUUUUUAUAUUUUAAUUGAAUGCAUUGUGAUACAUUUUUGAAGUUUUGUUGCCCCUUGAAUGUACGUAUUUGCAUUACUUUUGCACUACAUGUGUUUCUUCAUUUAGAUCACGGUGACAGACGAAUACCCAACAACGUGGACCAACUUGCUUUCAAAUACAUGGAGAUGUGUAAAGUGGACUCCAGCACCGAUAGUGACUCAGAAACUAGUCCCAGAUGGUCGGACACCAGCACCAUGGGCUGUGUGAGCAGCGCGCCAGAGUGUGGGACACUACGUCGAACUCUGCCUCUGAGGCCUGCAGCACGGCAUAGCUGCACUUCUAUGUUUUUGGACCCGUACGACGGGAGCUCUGAGGAUUCAGAUGAGUCAGACGCAGACGGUGUCUCCAGGAGAUGGAGGCAGCAGGGACGAGCGGGAGGAUGUCGAUUUUCGAGCCGCAGCAGGAGAUUCAUCCUCCACCAACCGGCGUCUGCUGCCCUCAGAGAAGCGAUGAUGAAAAGAGAUCCUGUAACAGAGCAGCAACAUCCUCUCGAUGUGCAGAUGAAGUGUGGGAGUGACUCUGAGCUGUGGGUCUGUGAGAUCGACACUGUGCCCUCAUCCCACAGUGACCAGAAUGCUCGUGGAGAUCACGCAGUGGAAAAGAGGAGUCAUUCGACCGCACACGCCCAAAUCGUGAAGAUGGAGUUGCAAUUUGACGACUCAGGCUUGCACACGACAAGAUCUUCCACACCCCACACUCCAGGACCUCUCACCCCAGUGGGAGGGAGCUCAGCGUGGAUGCUGGAUAGCUCCUCUGAAAGAUCUCCCAGCCCGUGUAACCUCCGAUCUCUUUCCAAGAGAAAGUUCGGGCUCCCUGGAGCAGAAGUGGUCGAACUGGGGCAAAGAAAGAGGCAGUGUGUCGUCAAUAUGGAGCAGGAAGAGGAGGCAGCAGACUCUGCAUCUGAACCCUGUUUGAGCCACUUGCCCAAGGACUGACACAAUUGAUUUAGGGUGGAAAGAAAUAUUGUAAAUAGUUUAAAAUGCACUUUGGUUUGAUUGUUUUUGAUGCACUUUGAAUGUCUCACGUGUGUCACAAAUUGUGACCUUAAAACCUCCCUCAGUAAACUCAGUCCCAUGAUAAAUAAAUAAAAACAAACACACAUAGAGCUACAAGUCAUUUUGCAUUCGUGAAAGGCAAAAAUUCAGAUUAAAUCUGAUUAUUUUGUAGCAAUCACAGCCAGAGACAUCUGCAGAAAUCUGAUUUGAAUUAAAAAAAGAAA